Molecule: messenger RNA, 13046 nt
Organism: Salvelinus fontinalis (brook trout)
Lineage: Eukaryota; Metazoa; Chordata; Actinopteri; Salmoniformes; Salmonidae
Product: methylcytosine dioxygenase tet3-like
Exons: 11
Coding region: 2435-8755 (2106 amino acids)
Biological process (GO): positive regulation of transcription by RNA polymerase II; oxidative demethylation
Cellular component (GO): nucleus
Molecular function (GO): DNA 5-methylcytosine dioxygenase activity; DNA binding; zinc ion binding
Source: RefSeq, a predicted model, not a curated record
UCCAGUAUUGAAUGUGUGUGACUUCACACAUGCCUUAACAGAUGUAUGUAUCUGUUUGACAGAUAAUGAGGUUUAUGUAAAUGUGAUCAUACCAUCUAAUUGUGUAUUGUUUUAUCUGAUGUUUUUCUCACUUUUUAUCCUUUGAUCAUUGUUCUUGUCUAUUUGCUCCCCGGGGUGAUGUUUUAAAAGUCAUGUUUUUUCCCCUCCAACCCCUUUAACUGACACCCCAAUAAACUAUUGAAAAAGUGUUUAAUACACGAGUUAAAACAUUGUUGGUUAUAAUAAUGGGACUGUGUAACAGUCUUGUACAGCGCUGGAGUUUGCCUCCAGUUAAAGCACCGGGUAUAAAUUGCUGAAUAAGCCAUGUGCUUAUUUUGGAAGUAGGGUAGUGGAGCGCGUGUUGCAUUGUGGCAACGUGCCAUUGCAUCUGAUUCUGCUCAAGACUUUCACAGGAAAGUAGCCUAAUUAAUACCCGUUGCCAAAUAUUAUCUAAUUGUGUGGCUAGGCCUAUAUUAGCGAGCAUGUCAGGUGGCAUUGGAGAGCCUAUAUUUAGGCUUUUUCAUAACGAUUUUUCCAUUCCAGCAUAAUUAUUUUUUGUUGCAUAUUGGUUUUUGCACACAACCAAACAAUACAAAAAUGAACUAUAAUAUUUCACAAUUCACCCUGUAUUUACGCUCAGUAUGCAUGGUUACACCUGUCCAUAGGCACUUCAUUGGGCAUCUAUAUAUUUGCGUUGGUGAUGUAUAGGCUUCCUAAAAAGGUUGUAGAUGUAUUUAUUUUUUUGGACAACAAUAGGGGUUGAAAUAGCCUAGGCUUGGAUGUAGAAGAUUGACACCCAAUAUGCAGAUUUUUAGGUCUCUAUCGUGCCGAAUGAAUGAAGUCAAACUUCAUGCGAUUGGUUUGUAUCAGAGACCUUGGGACGAUAAGGUUAAUUUUGCAAAACGAUGAUUCUGAUAUAAUUGGCUUUACAUUACCGAACCCUCAUUAGUUUGAAUGGUAUCAGCAAUUUUUUAUCUUGUAUUCUUUUGAACUUAACAACAUGAAUUGGGUUAUUUAAAGUACCAUAUAGGUAGAGAACAUUGAAUAAAACAAGGCUAUGCCAAUAACACUUUUUUAAAUAAAAAUGCAGAUAGAACCUUAGUCCCAAGUUCUCGUAAUGGCACACUGCUCCGUCGGAAUAGUGGUUGUGACUAAUGUUGCAAUAAUAACGACUUUGAAACCAUGUUUGGGACGACUGACAAUAUUGCUAUACUAAAGUAAGAAAGUAACUAGUGUGCUCCCUAUCGCGCAAAAUAAAGACUUAACCUCAUCUGCGGAUUUGCACAACUGAAAAGCAUCUUCUUCGUGUCAUUCGAAUUCCAGACACGUUGACAAUAUUAGUGGGCCUAAUAAUACGUCGUCAAAGCACAUUCAAUUAGAAAAGCUAAUGAUACAUUUCUGAGUGUAUCCUAUCUUUGUAUAUGCAAAAUAUGAAACAAAAUGCUACCGCAGUGAUUCAACAUGAGCGUGAUUCAACGUCGGCGUAGGCCUGCUGCCGUGGAGAAACAAUUUGGCUACACCGGGUUUAUCGACACAGUUAAAACAUUUCAGUUUAAUGAGUCUGACUGCGGAACAAAGAGCUCCGUCGCGGGCAUCAACGAAACUCCCUUUCUCAUUCAUAUAGGACAAACAAAGCCCCCUCCUCGUGGGGAUGGAUCGCCAUUAUAGAACUCGGCAUCUUUUCUCAAUUUGCAUGUAGGCCCAUAUCGACCUAUGUGCAUUUCAUCUGCCUGUGUAAGACUCCCAGACAAUAUUAAAAUAGACUGGCAUCCCCAGACCCAGCCAUUUCUAAUGACAGGUCUAGACUACUAAUACCUAUCCUGAUGUGAGAUUUAUGUAUUUCCCUGUAAAGCAGUAAUUUAUUUGAUACAUUUGUGUGGGGGGGAAAUGACAGGUGAAUUUGUAUUCUCAUAUUUUCUCUGUUUAUUGGCCGACAUGGAACACACAUAUUGCUAUUGUCCAUUGUAAGUAACUGUUCUCUCUUCCAUAUUUCUCUCCUUCUCUCCAUGCUGUCUAUUCCCACUUUCAGAUAGCAACCAGGUAGGCUACUGCUGGAUUGGCAAGACCAGACCAUGUCUCCUCUCACACCUCCUCCCCUGCUGUGGUUAUGGCUGACCCCUAUCUGUCCCUCUGGGUAGCUGGGAAAGAUGCCCUAUCCCCAACGACCAAUCUCAUCCAGCAGGCCAACCAGGAGACUGAGAGGACAGGAUGGACUAGACUAGCAUCUAGAAGUUGCGUACGUCUCAGCCCUUCUCAGCUCUUACAACAACUACCUUCCAAACUCUCGAACUCUCCCAUUAGACUACACUACUCUGUGUUGCUGCUGUUCUGUGUUUAUCCCUCACAUUGCUACCAGGACUGUGCAGCUAGGCUUUAGGCUGGACUGUCUGUUAGAAUGCACAGGUCCAAGGGAGGGCCUGGCCCCCCACCCUUCCAGGACAUCUAUGAAUUCUCCACGGACGGUGACGAGACCGGGACCCAGAUCUUUCUGCGGGGCCCGAGGAUAGCCAUGGAGUGCCCAGGGGUGCCCCUGUCCCCUCACUCCGAAUAUAUCCAGACUGAGCACCAGCAAGGCGGUCUCUUCUCUCUCGGCCCCCCCGCCCAUGGAGUGCCCCACGCUGCCCCCCAGGGUAAGAAGAGGAGGCGGUGCGGCGUGUGUGCACCCUGUAUACAGAAGGAGAAUUGUGGCACCUGCAGCAACUGUAUGAACCGUAAGAUUGGGAAGCAGAUAUGUAAGCUGCGUAAAUGUGACCAACUGAAGAAGAAGGGACAGAAGGACUGUGAGGUGGGACAUAUUGAGGACUACAGUAAAGCCUGGUCGGUAAAGCCCAGUCUGGCAACAGAGACUGUUUCGGACACUGGUUCAGUGGAUGGCCCCAGAAGAGGAGGCCAGAUGGAAACUGGGUCACAUGACCGCCUCGAAGAAGGCGGUUCGUUGAGCCUGGAACCGACCAAUGGGGUGAGCCGGCAACCCAGUGACACCAAUGAGGAGGGUGGAGCCGGCCUGGACACCCAGAGGGAGCCCCAUCGGUCAGGGAGUGUUCCCCCAGGACAGGGUUGGGUACCUGGGCAGGGCAAAGCCCCUCAACCCCAGAAGCAGCUGCCCUGCAGUGGCUGGAGCAGUAGUGGUAGGACUCCAGGGAAGCCCGUCCACGAGGCAGACAUGGAGGACGCACGCAAUCUGGUAGCCUUCUCAGCCAGCGUUAAUGUGGGCUCCCUGGCCCCCAUCCCCGAGGCCCAGUCCUACACCGCCCAGCUGUAUGAGAAGUUCAACCAGGAGAUGGGCACUGCUAAGGGGGCCGCGGCUCAAGCCAGGCUCCAAGCCCCAGAGGGAGGGGACCAGGCUAGCCCCCCAGAGGACUUGAACACCCUGCAGACCACCCUGAAGACCGCCCUGAGCCAAGCGAGGCACGGCCACAAGCCCCCAAACUGUGACUGUGAUGGGCCGGACUGCCCAGACUACUUGGAGUGGCUGGAAAAGAGGCUCAAACAGGCGGGGGCAGGGGAGGAGCAGGACAACAACACACCCUGUUCCAAGAUGGCCGCCGACACGCCGCCUCAUCAACAGCCACCACAUUCACAACAGCCCCCUCACCCCCACCAUCGUCCUCACCCCCAUGUCAAUGGAGGUAACCCGCCCUCCUGUCCACCCCUUCACCCACACCAACAGGGCCAACGCCCAGGCUCUGUCCCCUGCUCACCUCAGGUCCUCUCCAUCGCCAAGGAGAAGAACGUCAGUCUGCAGACGGCCAUAGCCAUCGAGGCCCUGACCCAGCUGUCUGCCACCGUACCCCAGACUGUGGUCCCUCCUGCCCAGGCCUCCUCCACCAGCCACCAACAACCCCCUCUACACCCCCAGCACGACAACCGCUUGCUCCCCUCCUCCCCCAGCCCCAUGUCCUCUUUGUCCUCCUCGCGGUCACAAUCUGUCCCCCCUGGACUGUACCCCCAGCAGAGCUCCGCGUCGUGGGAGCAGCAGCACAGACCCCAGUCCCAGGGUCAACCGGCCCACGCCUCCCCUCUCCCGUCCUCCACUUUGCUUUUCCCCGGGCAGACCCAGGCAGGCAGCCCCCACCCUCAGCAGUGGCAGCAGCAGCAGGCCCCUGGAGGAAUCCAAGAGCAGAGGAACCAGUGGAUGAUGAUGAACUCAGACUCCCAGCAGUCUCACUUCGCCCCUCCAUCUGGUGGCCACAGCGUUGGCGACCCCAUGUCCGAGCUCAAACAGCUACUGGGGGACUCCAGCGGAAAGUACAUAAAUGACCCCUUCAAGCUGCCUAUCCCACACCACCACAUCAAGCAGGAAUCAGGGAUGCCUCAGGUCAAGCAGGAGGUCAACUCUGGGGAGUACCAGAGCGCUGCCUGUGCCUACAUGGGCGGUCGCUACGGCCUGAUGAACGGCCAGCAGCAGCCUGGGUAUCCUGGUCCACCUCUCUCCGCGGGCAGCGCAGCCAUCCACUACUCCACCCAGACAGCCCUGCAGCAGCACCUUCACCACAAGAGGAACCUCUUCUCUAAUCCUCCCGGCCCCCCAGGCCUCUGCCCUCCACGGCCCACCCAGGCCUGCCAGAACCUCCGCAAGUGGUGGCCCCAACAGAUGGGCCCCGAGGGCCACCUCAUCCCUGUGGCCAUCAAGCAGGAGCCCAAGGAGCCCAAGAGGAGGAAGAGCACGGCGGGGACAUCGCCGCUCCUCAAGCAGCAACCAGGGAUGCUGCUCUAUCCAGGUCCAAAACCCAAGACGAUAGUCAUCAAGAAAACCAAGCAGAAGGUCUCCCUGCCAACCUUCCUGCCUCACAGCCAGAUCUCCAUACAGAAACCGUCUCCACUGAUCGGAGCCCUGCCUCUGGCCAGCGCCCAUUCAGGUUCUCUCCCUUUCCCUACCGUCCCCCUCCUCAGUAACCCCACUCAGGCUGCCGCAGGCCUCCCAACCCCGGCCCAAUCUCAGGUAUCCAUUUUAAACUCUUCUAUUGCACGCUCUGUCACUGCUCCUGCCUUCUCUGUAAACAGUCCAGCCGUCUCAACCCCUCUGCCUCUCCCUGCAGCCCCGGACGCCCCGGCUAGCUCAGGGGAGGCCGGCGCCACACAGACCUCCACCACCUCUCAGUCCAUACCAGGCCUCAGCUCCCUGGACCCCAAGUUUGAGGAGCUGAUCCUCCAGUUCGAGGCAGAGUUCGGGGACAGUUCAUCCUCGGCCCCAGUGCCCUGCCCUCCUCAAAUCCAGCCUCAGGACCAGUCCCCCUCAGCCUCAGCCCAGCCCGUGGUGAUAGAUUCUCAGCCCAACAUUACCUCAGGACAAGCCAGGCCCGCAUCACCGUCCAGCGCCGCCACCGCCACCCCGUCCUGCAGCCCCACUCCCUUAGCUUCUACAACAGCCCCACCAGCAGACCAGGACAUGGAGGUGGACACGGAGAAUGUGACAAGGGGUGUGAGUGAAGCAUCCUAUACCUCCGCCACACAGCCCUCCACUGAGAGCCCCAUGGAGGAGCAGCCCGAGGGGGCCCAGUUGCCUCUCUCGCUGCGCCAAGAGGCCCAUCUGGAGCAGCUGCAGCACCGCGUCCUUGAAGACCCCUUCACCGUGCCUCUCUCCCCCUCCGCGUCCCCGCUGCCCAAGCACAUGAAGAUCGAGACCAAUGGGAACGUGGCUGUCCUCUCCACCACUGGAUCAUUCUCUGAGGGGGGCGAGGACGACACCCCCACUAAGGACGGCUUCCCCCUCAACCCCUCCCUAAAAGGCUUCCUGGAGUCGCCGCUACGCUACCUGGACACGCCCACUAAAAGCCUGCUAGACAUCCCCGCCAAGGACCUCCAGGCUGAGUUCCCCACCUGCGACUGUGUCGAGCAAAUCCUAGAGAAGGAUGAGGGUCCGUACUACAAUCACUUAGGCUCUGGGCCCACUGUGGCCUCCAUUCGAGACCUGAUGGAGACCAGGUAUGGAGAGAAGGGAGAUGCUAUCCGUAUUGAAAAGGUAGUCUACACCGGCCGGGAAGGAAAGAGCUCUCAGGGAUGUCCCAUCGCCAAGUGGGUGAUUCGUCGGGGCAGCGAGACAGAGAAGUUGAUGUGUCUGGUGCGUCCCCGGACGGGUCACCACUGUCCCAACGCCUUCAUCAUCAUCCUCAUCAUGGCGUGGGAGGGCGUGCCCCGGGCGCUAGGCGACAAGCUCUAUCGAGAGCUCUCCGCCACCCUCACACAGUUCGGCAACCCCACUAGCCGCCGCUGUGGACUCAACGACGAUCGUACGUGCGCGUGCCAAGGCAAGGACCCCGACAGCUGUGGAGCUUCCUUCUCCUUCGGCUGUUCCUGGAGCAUGUACUUCAACGGCUGCAAGUACGCCCGCAGCAAAACACCACGCAAGUUCAGACUAACAGGAGACCACCCCCAAGAGGAGGAUCAACUCAGGGAUAACUUCCAGGAUCUGGCCACUGAGGUGGCUCCCCUGUACAAGCAGCUGGCCCCACAGGCCUACAGUAACCAGUGUCAGAAUGAGACGAAAGCCACAGACUGCAGGUUGGGUCUGAAGGAAGGGCGGCCGUUCUCCGGCGUCACCGCCUGCAUGGACUUCUGUGCCCACGCCCACAAGGACCAGCACAACCUCUACAACGGCUGCACCGUGGUGUGCACUCUGACUAAAGAGGACAACCGUAAGGUGGGGGAGAUCCCAGAGGACGAGCAGCUCCACGUACUUCCCCUCUACAAGGCCGCCCUCACAGACGAGUUCGGCAGCGAGGAGGGCCAGCGGCAAAAGAUGCGUACAGGCGCCAUUCAGGUGCUCAACAACUUCCGCCGCGAGGUCCGCAAGCUGCCCGAGCGCGCCAAGUCCUGCCGUCAGCGUCGCCUGGACGCUAAGAACCGCGCCUCCGAGAAGAAGAAGGGCAAGCAGCAGCCGCCAACGCCCACAGAGACGCCGGAGAAACCCGGGAUCAAGAUGGAGGUCCGGCACGCUGGCUCCCCUGUCAGACAGAAUGGCAAUAAAGCCAUCCCUAAGCAAGAGGUGAAGCCCACCAUAAAGAAGGAGCCAGUGGACCAGCGCUUCCAGCCCUUCCAUGGUCAGCUGGAGGGCUACCCUGCCCAGGCUGCAGACCCCUACCACGUCUACCCCUCCCACCCUGGCUACUACGCACAGGGUGGCCUCUCUUCCAAUGGCCAGCCCCCUGCACUUCCACCUCCACCAGGCCCUGUCAAUGGCUACCGCCCUAAUCUACCGGCAGCACUGCCCUAUGGCUACUACAACUACCCCCUCAACCCUAGCACAUUUUUCCCCCAUGAGCUCACUUACGAGGGCUGCAACGGCUCCUGGCACCACAUGGGGCCCAAGUUUUCCCCCAGUCCUGUGGACAAGAAGCCAGACGUUCAGAGCCUCCAGGCGAGGCUGGCUCACUCCUACUCGAGCCCAGGCCACCUCGAGCAGCAGCAGCACAGAGACCCAGCCAACCAACGCAGCGCUUACCCUCACCAGCCUGACUACAACCAAUCACGUCCCUCCUCAGUCUCCUCAGAGCCCUCCCACAGAGGGACCCCCGUCAUCAAGCAGGAGCCCAUGGAUAUGCCAGUUUAUAAGGGGGUCAAUGCCCAGAGCUGUCCCGGCACGCCAAGCACCACCCCACAGCCUGGCGCUGCUGGAGGGCCCUGGCAUGGGCACAAGCCCAACGGCAUUAGGGUGCCCAGCAGUUGGGAAGGCAACCUCCAACCACCAGGCCCCCCGGAGGCUCCCUUCACUUCAGACAAGCAGCAGUUCCACCAGCAGGGACCUCAGCAGACUUUCCAGUCCCCAUACCCCCAAGAGCAGCAUCAGCAUCCCCCACAACAGCCCUCCCCAUACUCCCAGCAGUGGAACUCUUACCAUGGCCCAAACACCCCCACAGCCUCCCCUGCGCCCUCCCCGUCCCCCUCCAUAAAGAUACCCCCGUCCCCCUUUCCCUCCUCACACCCCGGCACCCCCCGCCACUGGGACAGCCCUGAUUCCAGCCCUCAGCCUAAGGCUUGGCCCAUGGGCAUGGUUCCUGCUGGUUACAGCCCCAGUCCCACCGGAGGCUUCCCCGACACGAUGUGGUCCAAGGCGGGCGAGAGUUGGGGCUCGACCCCCUUGGGGCUCCAGGAGAAGGCCUGGAAGUCUUCCGGAGGCUCUAUGGCAGGUACACCGUCCCCGGCCCCAGAGGGACGCUUGUUCCCCGAUGCCCUACAGCAGUCGGAUGGACAGUCCCAGGCUGAGACUCCUCGCAACCUCGAAGAGGAAGAGCGGUGGUCAGACAGCGAGCAUAACUUCUUGGACCCCAGCAUCGGAGGGGUGGCGGUGGCGCCCGCCCACGGGUCCAUCCUGAUUGAGUGCGCCCGGCGCGAGCUGCACGCCACCACACCGCUCAAGAGGCCCGACCGCUCUCACCCCACCCGCAUUUCCCUGGUGUUCUACCAGCACAAGAACAUGAACCAGCCGUGCCACGGCCAGUGGAUCUGGGAGGCCAAGAUGAAGAUGCUGGCGGAGCGGGCUAGAGAGAGGCAGCAGGAGGCAGCUCUACUGGGGCUGCCCUACGAGGACAUCAAACAUGGGAAGAAACGCAAAUUGGGGGCCACGGCAGCAGGGGCCAGCCCGGGGCCUGGCCAGACCAUGGACAAGAGAGAGGGGCCGGUGACGCGGCUGGCCCCCACGCGACACACCACCUCUACCGUCACUGUAUCCCCCUACGCCUUUACCACCCUCACCGGGCCCUACAGCCACUUUGUGUGAGGAUGGAUGGACACACAGACACCGACUGGUGGAGGGAGAGAGGGCUGAGCAGUCCAGGGAGGAGUGUCUCAGCCCUUCCUUUAGUCCUGUGUCUCUCUCCAUCCAUCUCUUCCUGCUCUGUGUCCUCUGGGCUAGAAGGAGGGGGACUACUGGUUUAACCCCUCGUUUUGUUUGUUUUUUACCUCAUGUCAGGCAGCAGUUUGGACCAAACCCUGGACCAUACAGACACACUGCCUGUGGUGCUCGUCCUCUUUCCUCCGCGGGGGGACUCCAUCGCUUCUCCUUCUUCAUAGAAUUUUAAUGAUCCUCCUAAUUAUCACUAUUAUUAUCAAUAUUAUUACGAUUGCUAUUGUUACUGUCAAUGUUGUUAUUACAGGUAUUGUUAUUUUUAUGAUGCUGAGUUGAUUCGUUUUUUUUUGCUGAUAUGGUUGUUUUGUCAUUAAUGUUGUUAUUAAUGAUGUGAUUGGUUUUGGUUUUGUCUUUGACCGAGGGGGUUCUGUCUCUCAGUCGGAUCUUUAUUUUUUCCCAUAUUUCUGGAAAUCUGCCCAUUUCUUUGUUGUUUUUCCUUUGGCCUUUGACAUCCUUGUGACUGUACUUGGAGAAUGGCCUUUCUCAGCACUGCACGGCUCCUCAAGACAGCCUUUCCAGCAUAGAACUCUAAACAUUUGAAUCACUAAUCAUUACCAAAAGAGUGAAGAGAAGCGCCACCACCCACAGAAACUUCUGGGAACCAUCCGUUUUUUUAGCAACGUCCCCAAACUCAUGCCUUUUUUAAAAACUCCUGUCUUGUCUGCCGUGCUGUGAAGAGAAGGGGUCUUCUCUCGUCAUUGUUACUCUCACCCUACCAAUCCACCUCACCCUAUUGGUGCUUCAUGUUGACCUUCAUCCUUUUCACAGGGAGGAUGUCAGUCACUCCAUUUCUCUACUCUUCAUGGCACUAGAUGCUGAAUAUAAGGAAGGGUGCUUUUAUGGCAUAGACGUAGAGUGAGUAGAACAACAGGCACUAGAAGUCCUCAUCAUCCUUCAGGUGUUGGUUGAGAGAUCUAUCCCUCCAGUUCUAUGACUCCCCUGUAAGCCCCUGUAACAUGGUGCACUGAUACACACAGACACACGCACGCACACACAAAGCUCUUGUCAUCCAGCCAGCACAGAGCAAUGCCUUACUGCUUUAAACCACCGAAGCAUGGCCGCUAAAGUCUGGUCCUUCCAAUGACCGCAGGCAGCACGGGCCACGCAAGGCCUUUACACUGAAACCGGAGACAUUGAUGGGAAUAGUGUGUGGACAGAAAUGCACUCCUAAACACACACUGGUGCUUUCUCUACACAUGUCGACACACAAAGGGCUCAGUCAGUCAGUCCUGCUUUCUGCAUGGUGCUGUUGGUUGUCUUGAAGCAGAGCUAGGUUUGUCUCUAUGCAUACAUUGUCACAACAGAGCCAGUAAAAACGUAUUCACCAAUCCUGGCUGCCUCCUGCAUUGGCCCUAAGUCAUCAAGUGUUGCAGUCAGUGGGUUGAGCCCCAGCUGUCUCUAUCUAAUGUGCACCACAGUGGACUGGGCUAUAAGAGGUUGUGAAUCUUUUUCCCACAUCAUGCACUAAGAUCCUCCUCAGCCUGUUAGAGAGGCCUCUCACUCAGUGCAGCGCUGCAUGUUUUAUCCAGCUCUUAGCUUUGUGUGUGUGUGUGUGUGUGUGUGCGUGCGUGCAAGAACCAGAGCCUGCUUGGUGCUCACUUCUGAGGAGAAAAACCCUGGUGCUUAUGAAGCUGUCGAUAUAGAGCUCUCUAUACCUCAACGUUGCAGAGACACUGGUCACGGUUGCAAAAAGCUAGGAACACACACAGGCACCGCAGAGAAACAUGAAAAACAUCAGUCCACAGCUUCCCUGUGUGCUCUCUUAUCUAAACUCAUUUUAAUCCACUUUUUUUAUUGUUAUUUAUUACAUGAUAAUGAUGAUUGUUUUUCUUUUCUUUUUUUAUAUAGGUAAUACAAAUUGUACAUACAGAAGAAAAGAUUUUAUAAAAGCACUUUUAAUCUUGAAAAAAUAACAGAUUAUUGACAACUUGAAGCUUUGUUUUUUUUGGUUUGUGUUUUUUGAGGGGGGGAGAGAUAAAAAAAAAAUGUAAAUAUUUAAAAUAUUUAGGUAAGAUUAUUUAACUGGUGAGGGAUAAUGACUAAAUCAUGAAUGAUUCCAGGCUUUUAAGUCCAGUCAGUUUGUCAGACAGCCUUCAGCAGCAGAAAGCAACACAGAGAUUUCCAAUGUUGUUGUGUCUGUUAAUGUAUACUCAAUACUGCUGUCCGGAUUUCAUUAGUACUGUACUACACGAUACCUCUGACAGCAACCAACCAGUCCCCCUUCAUGAGAAGAGAUAGACCUAAUCAGUAAUCAGGCUGCUUAUAAACCUGAGUAUGAUAUCUAGCUAUCCGUUCUGAGAACCAAUGCUAAACGAAGGGCUCUCUAAUCAAUCCGUAUCGCAGAAAUUCAGUGGUAAAGCCCAAUUGAAAUUUAAACGAAACCGUCCGGUGUUGGAAGAGACGGGCGUUCACGCUAAAUGCAUCACAUGUCGGCGAAAUCGGGAAAUGACUACAUUUCUAUCACGAAAUCUGUAACGCUUCAACAAUACGGAUUGAAUAGAGCUCAAAAUAUUUAUUUUUUAUUUUUUUUAAACACGAGAAUCAAACAGGUGCAGAAUCAAACUCAUCAGAAAUGUGUGAGAGAACUCUAGUGACAGAGGUGAGGUGUAGCCCCAGCAAUCUAUCUUGUUCAUUGUGUUAGACUAUGAGGUGAGAGGUUGCCACCACCGUAACUCAUUUUUAAUGUGGUUGUUGGUUAUUAUUAUCAAUGAUAGUGAUUAUAACAGUAGUGACGGAUGUAACCGUAAUGAAAAACCAUGACAACUUACCACUUGUAGUACCCGACUGAAGGUACAGUGCAUUACUGGAAGACACCAGAUAAUACCUGGUAGUAUAGUUUGUAAUAUUGUCUUUUGUUAAUUGUCAUAGAUUGUCACAGACAUGACCAACAGGACUUUGACUAACUUAGGGACUGGGGGGAAAAUAUGCCUGUUCCUUUGUCUCACAACUAGUCAUGAUCCGGUUUCAAUUGUAUUCUAUUCUCACUGUUAGAACAAACUCCCCCUUUCAGAACGACAAUGCAUGAGUCACACACAGUUAUAAUGAUCCAGUCAUAUUUAUGAUCCGUAUGUAAUAAUGGGUGCUGAUCAUUAUGUUCUUCAGAUGAAUUUUGUAAAUUUCUAUUCAAGACGUGAUGGAAAUAACAGAAAAAUGCUCAAAGGAGGCUGGUGCUAUGGUGCCCCCCCCCCCCCCCCCCCCCCCCCGUGGGAUAGUGUGUGUGUGUUGGGGGAGGGUUAUAUCACUGAUAUUUUUUAGAGCUCUUAGAAUGAUAAGAGGAACUAUUAUUUGAAAUAUGUUAGUUUCAGUGGAUGGGGAACUUCUCCGGUGCUGAUCUUAUGGGAAUUUCCCAUUCAUGUUCAAGGCAGUGAACAAAAAAAAAUGACAACUGUUGAAUUGAAGCACUCACACAUUUCAUACAUACACUUUUAUUAAUCCUUGUCCCCAUAAGGUACUUUAAACUGGUAUGGGGAUUGAAUGAUCAUAUUAUAUUGAAGUGAACAGACUGUUAUCUUAAUUGAAAACUUUUUGCAGUGUAUGUGCGGAAGCUAUUCUAUUAAACAUGACUGUUUGGGUAUGUUGUACAUUUUAAUGGUGAGGGGAGAAUGUUAAAAUAUUGGAACAAUAUUGGAACAAUUGUGUACUCCCACGCUAUUUUUCUCCCUCAUGCACUUAUUUUCUUACGUACUUAUACACUCACUAACUGCUUACACAUCUCACAUAUUUCCUCACAUACUUUCCAGCUCUCUCUCUACCCCCCCUCGCUCUUCCUUUUCUCCCUCCCCCCUCUCUCUAUCCUUUUCUCCCUCCCCCCUCUCUCUUCCUCCCCCCUCUCUCUUCCCCCCCGUUCUCCUUCUCACAAACGCAGACAAAUAUUAUCACAAUUUAUACCCCCCUCUCAGUUCUCAAGUUUAAAUCGUGCCCCAAAUAAACAGAAAACAAACAAAACACCACAACUGGCAGCUACAUUCCUUUUUGAGUUCAAAGAUUGUUCUUGGUUCUAUUUUUUCAUGUCAAGUAUGCAGUAUGUAAAAAAGUUGUUUUGUUUUUGUUCAGUCUCUCUUUGUAGCUGUAUGGUGUAUUAUGUGAAUACAUAGUGUAUGUGGUACAACCCACAAUACUGUUUUAUGUUGCGCGAUAAAUAAAAAGCUAAAAAUGAAAAUCA